Messenger RNA from Adineta ricciae, 7551 nucleotides. NCBI's taxonomy places the organism in Eukaryota, Metazoa, Rotifera, Eurotatoria, Adinetida, Adinetidae. The record is from the annotation of a GenBank genome assembly.
AUGUAUUUUAAUAAAUUUUACGCAAAUUCAACUGAACGAAUCAUCACAGGAUCGCCAGCGUCGUUUGACAGCUUCGACAUCGAACUUCAGCAUCCGCAGAUACUACGACGACGAGAAAUACCAACUGAGACUUAUGAUGAUAACGAUGAUAAUCACAAAGAUCAAUAUUUUACUCGUACAUAUAGAAAUCCAUUAAAGUCUAAGACAUUCUAUACAAGAGGACCUGAUCGGACACAUUCUAUAGAUAGUAUUGUUACUAUUCCUGCAAAUCUGGCGUCGUUUUUAUCUCCGGAAACUGUCAUAACAACUUCACCACUUGCCAUCGUCGAGGAAAAGAAAUUUUCAUUCAUGACUCGAUCGUUACUAUCUGGUUUAAUUCUCUUUCUUCUUCCAAUUGCAUUACUCAGCGGAACCCUUUUUCGAUAUACGGCCAUAUCAUUUAUCUACGGUUUUCUUCUUCUUCUUCUACCUUGGUUGGGAACAAUCAACGAAAGGAACAUUCGAACUCGCUUUCGUUCAUUGAUUCUCAUUAUUGUUUUCGUCAGUGGUCUUGCUGUUAUUGCUCAAAUUAUCUUUCAAUCAGUUCUUCUCGCCAACAAACCCUAUGGGCACACAUUACUCAAGUGUACCGAGCGUACCCAAAUCCUUCAAUAUUUUGGCUUAGAACGCCUUGAUAAUUCCAAUGCUAUUCGAGUCCUACGUUUAAUCUUUCCUGAUAUCAUCAUAUUUGCUGUGUCAACAAUAUGUAUCGUGAUCAUUCGUCGGUCCCUGCGCGCUUCCAGACGUCGGCAAAUCAAUGAUCUUCAAACAUCUACAACGACAACAACAAACGAUAUAACUAAUACAUCACCAUCAUCGACAAGUAGUUCGAAUCUGAUUAAUCGAAAGAAGCUUUGGCCAAGACUUUUAUCAGUUAUCCGACGCAUUCGUUUGUUUAUCCAAUUUCUCAUUGUUGGCUUUGCUGCAUUUGUUUACCCAAGUUUUAUAAAUGCGAUCUAUUUUCUUUUCUUUCUUAUCAUCGCUUUUAUUUGGUCAUUUUCGAUCAAAUUCGGACGAAAGUUUGCGAUCUUUCGUGCAUUGUUGGUUCUUUAUGCAGGCAUGCAUUUAAUCAUUUUCUAUCUUUACCAAUUUACAUUCUUUCAACAAGCUCUCCCACCAUUAUCCUUGUGGAGCAAUGUAACGGGUUUAACAGCAAUUGUAAUAAAUAAUUGUACAUAUAGUGAACCAAAUGUGAUAACCAAUCUUGUAUGGAGCGAUUAUAUCAAUCCAUGUGCGAUCUUACUUCUAUACUUUUAUUUCGCCUUCGAAACUAAUCGAACUCUUUUUGGAAAAAAAAUACAAUCAAAUGUCACAACAUUGCAAUCGAUCGAACAACAGAUCGAUACUCGUCCUAGUUUGAAUAAUCAGAAACUUCAUUGCAAAUCACUCACAAUAUCAUUUAAUAGUUUAAUGGAUAAUACUGUGGAACGACGAAAUACACUGGAAAAUCAUUCUCCAACUGCCCAACGCCGAUGGAGUUUAGAACAACCGAGUGAUCAAACACUACAAGGUCGAGCGAUUUUCAUCAUCUAUUCAAUACUUCGUGUCUUAGAACGACAAAGCUAUCUGCUAUCAUUAAUUGCGAUGCUGGCUUGGAGUAUUACUUACCAUAGUUUAUUGACCUUGGUUUAUCUCUUAUGGGCAUGCCUUCUUUGGGUUUUGCCAAAUUCUCGAAAAUGGUGUUUGAGAAUGAGUCCAUUUUUUACAAUCUAUGGUGGACUGUUAUUAAUCUUACAAUAUCUCUGUGGUUUCAAAAUAGGUUUUGAUCAAUUAAGUUUUUUGUCCGAUCGUCAUACGAUGGAACAGAUUGGUAUAAAGAUAAAUGAUUAUCACUCGGCAUUUAUUAGUUCCACUGUCAAAGCCUUUUACAUGAUGUUCUUUUGGGUAACAUUUCGACAAUAUAUAAAUGAACGUGGGAAUGCCAACAUCCAACCAAUGGAUGGUCAAUCAUUGACUUCGUCGGUGGAAUCAUAUCCAAAACGCUUGGGACGAUGGAUCGUUAAUAUCCUAACAAAAUACUGGAUCUUUGUCUCGUGUGGAAUGCUAUUACUUGUUAGUAUCCAGAAUACAGUUGUAAUCUAUCGAAUAAUCUAUAUGGCAUUCUAUUUGUUUUUCAUUCUGUCAUUUCAACUCUCGUUUGGGUUUUGGAGAAAAACAGCAGCAACAUUUCAUUUAACAAUUAUUAUCUAUUCGAUGAUCAUUCUCAUUGGAAUCUAUAUCUAUCAGUUUAAAAUAGUCAAUGUAUUUCUAUCCGAAAGGUUUAGUAAAGAAUUACUUAUAUCUAUUGGACUCGAAGAAGUCGAAUCUGAUGUUCUGGCCGUUAAAUUACUUACACCAAGUGCAUUUCUUGUAGUUAAUAUAAUGCAAUUGUAUUAUUUUCAUUCGGGUUGGAUGGAACUAAUCACAAUGCCAAGUGAUAAAAAUAUCGAUGGUCUUGCCAAUGCAACACUGAAAGACAUUCAUAUUUAUGCAAAAGAAAAUACCGAAAAUACCAAUCGCCUUUAUACUCAACAAAUGUUACAGAGUGAAUCAGAGACUUGGCAAGAAUCGUUAUAUAAACUGUACUUUCGAGUGAAUCGUCGUUACAAACAAGUGACUUAUUAUGGUUGGCGUUUCGCAGAGAUUCAUUCAUUUAAAUUAGUUCUUUUCGUCAUGGUUGUUGUUUCUGCUAUUCGAGUUUCGGCAUUCAAUGUUUCAUUGAUUAUCUUAGCAGCGAUCGGUUUAGUACUACUACGUUUGCGAUCAUUGAUCAAUUUGUUGACGUUAAUUGCGACCGGUUUAUAUAUUCUUGCAUCGAUGUGUUAUCAAUUAGAAAUCGCGAAACAACUCAUAGUUCAACGACAUAUUUUCGUGAAAAAUUGUUCACAGAUUAUUCCAAAUGUUACGCUGGACGAAAGCUUUAAUCACAUCCCUAAUGAUACAGCAGAAUGGUUUGGCUUUAAAUUAACAUCGAAUAUCGGUCGUUUCAUCGGAGUCUAUAUUUUGUUAACAGUUGUGUUAACGUUUGAUGCCAUUGCGCGAUAUCGACAAAGACAUCGUCGUUUAUCGUUAUCAGUGCGUUUCAAUGUUCAUUUAGUUGAAAAUCGUUUUCCAGUUCUAUUCGAACCAUUCGCAAUCAAAGAUCCCGAUGAAGAUACAUAUGAAUAUGAUAUACUCAGUUACAAUCAAGCUGACCAAAGCAUGAUUGAAUUUCUCAAAUACUUGUGUAAUUUCAUUUUCUAUCGAUUUGGUCUGGAGAUAUGUUACAUAACAACAGUUAUCGUUAUUGGUGUACGUCUCGAUAUAGUGGCUGUGUUAUAUUCUGUUUGGCUCGGUAUUUUCCUAAUUUCCAGUCGACGAUCAAUUCAACGACUAUGGCUUGUUUAUAUUUUAUUUCAUUUAAUUGUCUUACCCAUACAAUAUAUGAGUGUCGUAGGUGCUCCGCCAUUCCUUUGCUUCGAAUAUCCGUGGGCAAAUGUGAAUAUUACUGGCUGGUCACAAUUGAAACGAUGGCUUUACUUAGCAGAUUAUCAAUAUCGUCCAGAUGCAUCGCUGUUAAUUGCCGACUUUUUCCAAUUUCUCUUUGCUUGUCAACAAUGGCGUGUAUUUGCAUACGAAUCCAAUGAAAAAGAUCGUGUCUAUGUUGAUGCAGGAGGUUCCAAUCGUGAGAUAAUCUACGAUGAUGAUGUUUACAAGAAUAAUACUACCUGGGAUUUUGUUACCAACAAAAGACACUGGCUUGAUCGUAUUAAAUAUGGAAUCUUCAUGUAUGGUGCAUGGAGUGUUCUCGCCAUUGUCUAUCUUGCUGGGACAACACGAAUUAGUCUACUUGGUCUUGGAUAUUUAGUGGCAUGUUUUUAUUUUCUGUGGUACGGACAAGACUUUUUGACGAAACGAUUGGCACUCAUGCUUCGAUUAUGGAAUUAUUUGAUUUAUUAUUGUUUCUCGGUAGUGUUUAUCAAAGCAUGUUUACAGAUAGUCGCAUGUGUUGGUAUUUUAUCAGCUCAAUGUGCAGUUCAACAAGUCUUCGCUAUUGCUUGUUUACAAUCAGGCAUUCAAAGAUUCAAUGACUAUGAGAAAAGAAUUUUCUCCCAUCUAGAGCAUGUGGUAGUUUGUAUCUUUCUUUAUCCAUCAACAUCUUGUAAAAUGCAAUCGCUCACGUCUACAUUUUGCACGUUUGUGGAUUUGCUUGUGCCAUGCCUGAAGUCAGAAUUUAAACCCGAAACAAAUUGUCCUUCGAAUUACAAAACUGGCAAUGAACAGUGUGAUCGAAGUGCGGCUGAUGCAAGUCUUUUCAUGGAUGGUUUUUGUAUGAUAUUCUUAUUGUUACAAAAACGAAUCUUUUCCAGUUAUUAUUGGGAACAUAUUGUCACUGAACUUCGUUCGCAAGCCAAGUUAGCUAGUCAAGGUGCUGUAUUAUUCAAUGAAUUAUCGCGGAAACGAAUCGAAGAAGAUCAACUACGAGAAGAUCAGACUGUUUCGAAAAUAACGCGAAGUUUAGAACGUAUUAAAGAACAACAAUCGAAAUUGAAUCAAACUGAAGGUAAAACACCAUCAGCACUCUCAGAAUCUGCAGAGCAUUUCGAAGCUAUUCGUUCUGGUGAUUAUUAUAUGUACGAAUAUGAAUCUGAUGAAGAAGAAGAGGAAGUGAAAGAAGAUGAAGCAACUGUUGCACAAGAACAGAUUCUCCAUGUUUUAUCUGCAUCAAAUAAAGAAGCAGAGACGGCUGUGGUUAUGCAUAAACCUGCAACAGCAUCAUUUAUAGAACCUGAACAUCAAGAAACUAUAACACAACCACCAGCCCCUCAUCCAGUACCAACUACGACAGUAGCAGCGUUAACAGAUUUAGAAGGUGGUGACGCAGCGACAACGAAGCCAAAAGAGGAAAGUGCAAAAAAGAAGCGAAAAUCGAUUUUAAUUAAAUUACGUUUAAUUGGAUGGAUUGUGAUGGAUUACUUGAUCGAUUUAUUCACUCGUAAUUCUCGAGAUUAUCGCGAAGUGUCGAAAGAGUUAGCUAAAAUGAAAUCAGAAGAUAAAAUCAAUCAACAAGAACGUAUUCGCACUGAAACAAGCUUUGAACCAACUUCUGUUGAUCGUAUCGAUGAGCUCGCUGGUGGUGAUCGGCAAAACGGACAUAUUUAUGCUCGACGUGUUUCUGAAGCAUUUGAUAUAAGUGAACGUUCACGUUUCUAUCGUCUAUUUGAUUCCAUAUUCUACUUUAUCAUGUCUCGCUCUGAAUUACUUUGCUAUUCAGCGAUGAUCAUCAAUCAUUUGACAUCCGGCGCACUUCUCUCCUUACCACUCCCAUUAUCAAUCUUUCUCUGGGCAAUGUUAUCGUCUCGUCCAUCACGAAAUUACUGGGUUACUAUUCUAACUUACACUGAAGCAAUGAUUGUGGUCAAGUAUAUCUUUCAAUUUCGGUUCUAUCCAUGGAAUGCUGAUACAACAGACACGAGACCACUAGCAGCUAUAAAUAUCAUCGGUAUUAACCGAAAAGAGGAUUCGGCAUCGGUCGCUGAUCUAUUUUUACUCUUAUCGCUUUUUCUUCAUCGAUCAAUUUUAAAACAACUCGGCCUUUGGAAAGCUGAACAAGCAACACCACACGAUUCUGUAGUUGCUGAUAGUGUUGCUGCCACAACUACUGAUCCUGUCGAAGAAGAACCGAAUUCUGAUGUUGAAACUACCAAAAUAAAGAGAAAUGUUUACUUUAUGAAACCAAUGAUAACAUUUUAUCGUCAACUUAAACAAGCGUUAUUUGUACGUGAUGUCUAUGCGCCAAUGUUCUUCUGUGAUUUCAUCAAUAUGAUCAUUGUCAUUGGCUUCUAUAGUCAAUUUGGUGAACGAGCUGGUGGAAACGUUGUUCAAACUAUUAAAGAAAAUAAGGUUCCUGUUGCAUUCUUGGUCAUUUUAUUAGUUCAAUUCGUUUUAAUUAUCAUUGAUCGUGCGCUGUAUCUUCGGCGAAACGUACGCGGUAAAUUAUUCUUUCAAUUGUUUCAAGUUAUCGUCGUUCACGUUUGGUUAUUUUUCGUUUUGCCUGCAAUUACUCGAACAAAAUUCCGUGACAAUAUCGCUGCACAGUUUUGGUAUGUCUUCAAAUGUAUUUAUUUUGGAUAUUCCUCGAUUCAAGUACGACUCGGAUAUCCAAAACGCAUCGCCGGAAACUUUCUCAUGAAGCGAUACAAUUAUGUCAAUCAAAUUCUUUACCGGAUUUAUUUAUUGAUUCCAUUCCUAUUGGAAUUACGGACGAUUAUGGAUUGGAUGUUUACCGAUACAGCGCUUGGGCUAACAAGUUGGUUACAAUUAGAAGAUAUUUAUUCGAAUGUUUAUCUGCUGAAGAGUUCAAGAUGGGCUGAAAUGAAAUAUCCAACGAAACGUGGGGUUCCUCGUCCCAAAGCAACAAAAUAUGGUGUCGGGGGUUCUCUAUUAGCUUUGUUGAUUCUAUUGAUUUGGUUUCCGUUACUAUUCUUUUCAUUUACAUCUUCAUUUUAUCAACCAAAUCCACCAAUAGAAGUGAACGUUGAAAUCAAAUUAGGUGGUUACUUACCCGUAUAUCAAAUGACUGCACAAGAUGUCGAUCUUGGUCGAUUUACCGAAGCUGAUUACAACAGUCUUCGUGCAUCGAUUUAUUCACCAAAUAUCGAACCAGCUGUUGAAGACACUGCCUAUGCUUUCUUACGUGAUUUCAAGCCCGACGAUAUUUAUUGCGUCAAUCUAUUCGCAACGAGUGUUAAUCUAUGGGAAAUCAGUCAACCCAUUCGUGAUAUUGUUGUUGAUAAUCUACAACAAAAUAUAACUGUACCAGUACGGUUUUCUUAUACAAUUACACGGAAUCCUCCAGGUGAAGAUGACUCGGAAGAUAUUGCAGCAGUUGUAUCAGGUGAAAAUACGGUUGAAAUCAAACCUGAAGAUCAAGAUAUUCGAAAAUCACUUGUGGAAAUAUUAAUCAAUGGAACAGAGGAUUCGCAAAUACGACCAGAAUUUACUAUUAGCAACUUGAUGCCCAGAUUUCUACAUGUCAAACCCAAAGCAAAACCAGAAAAUAUCGAAUCAUUCAGAAAAGUUUUCCUUCCGGAAUACUAUGCAAAUAUCACUAUGGGUCUUAAUCGAGCGAAAUCAAUACCAAACAGUACAGAGAUUUGGUGGAAGAUGUCAGAAAAUCGUACAGGUUUCAAAGUAACUCCCUCAUGUUUAGCUUCCAGUAAUAAUUAUUUAAGUAUGAUCUUUUUCAACGAUAAAAUCUCCCCAGCGAACAUUUCAUUUCUCACUCGAUAUGGUAUCAUCGGUAUCUACAUAUCAAUUGUGUCUGUUGCUGCUUCGUUCAUCCGUGGUCAACUAUUUGGAACAACGAAUACGAUUAUGUUCGACGAAUUACCUCAAGUCGAUGCAUUGUGGCAUUUCUUGAACGAUAUUUACUUAUUACGAGCCGUCCGGGAAUACGAAACUGAGAACGACUUCUUCGAUCGUUUAGUUUACAUCUACCGUGAUCCUCAAGUGUUACUCUACUGGACAAAAGAAAAACCUGAUUCGAAAUAA